AAAUCUCACACAUGGUACUCCAUAUAUACCAUCAAAAGCCUCCAUGAAAAUGAAGCUAUAUACCUUUAUCAUCGUCUCCCUCACUUUGUUGCUGGGUAUCUCCGCAGAACAAUGCGGUAGACAAGCCGGUGGAGCUACCUGUCCGAAUGGGCUAUGUUGUAGCGAAUAUGGGUGGUGUGGCAGCACAGCCGAGUACUGCACUAAAAACUGCCAAAGCCAAUGUAGUUCAGGCGGUGGCUCAACCCCUUCUCCGACCCCAAGUGGUGGCGGCGGUGAUGUGGCUGGCCUCGUUAGCUCCUCUCUUUUCGAUCAAAUGCUCAAGUAUCGCAACGAUGCACGGUGCAAGGGCAACGGUUUCUACAAGUACGAUGCUUUCAUUGCUGCUGCUCGAUCAUUCCCUGGGUUUGGCACCACUGGAGAUGAUGCAACGCGCAAGAAGGAGCUCGCUGCUUUCUUAGCUCAAACCUCUCAUGAGACCACUGGUGGAUGGCCAAGUGCACCCGAUGGUCCUUAUGCAUGGGGUUAUUGCUUUGUCAAUCAAAACGACCAGGAUGUGCAUUGUACAAACCCAGAAUAUCCAUGUGCUCCUGGCAAGAAAUACUAUGGUCGAGGACCCAUUCAACUCACCCACAAUUACAACUAUGAUCAAGCGGGUAAAGCAAUCGGAGCGGAUCUAAUAAACAAUCCAGACUUAGUGGCCACAGACCCGGUUGUAUCAUUCAAGACAGCAAUAUGGUUUUGGAUGACUCCACAAUCAAACAAACCAUCAAGCCACGACGUCAUUACCGGCAGUUGGAACCCAUCUGAUGCAGAUAGAUCCGCGGGUCGGGUCCCUGGAUAUGGUGUGAUUACAAACAUCAUCAAUGGUGGAGUUGAAUGUGGGCAUGGUCAAGAUGAUAAGGUGGCGGAUAGGAUCGGGUUCUAUACGAGGUACACGGGCAUAUUGGGAGUGAGCCCUGGAGACAACUUGGAUUGCUAUAACCAAAGGCCCUUUGCCUAAACUGGGUGGUCAUAAAGAUCGUAGUAUUUCUACCAAAUAUUUUGUUUGAUAACUUAUAAUAAAGACGCAAUACAAUUUCAUGUAAUAAGAAAUUGAGUGGUUUGCUUAAUAAAAUACACUGUGAACUCAAAAUUUGCUUAAACUCAAA
Rosa chinensis is the source of this 1148-nucleotide messenger RNA. RefSeq names its product endochitinase. Gene Ontology annotation, molecular function: chitin binding; chitinase activity. The record is from RefSeq and is a predicted model, not a curated record. The coding region runs from base 44 to 1000 and encodes 318 amino acids. NCBI's taxonomy places the organism in Eukaryota, Viridiplantae, Streptophyta, Magnoliopsida, Rosales, Rosaceae. Gene Ontology annotation, biological process: carbohydrate metabolic process; chitin catabolic process; cell wall macromolecule catabolic process. The transcript is spliced from 3 exons.